Eleginops maclovinus (Patagonian blennie) is the source of this 867-nucleotide messenger RNA. RefSeq lists its product as uncharacterized. Bases 111 to 770 code for a protein of 219 amino acids. Lineage: Eukaryota; Metazoa; Chordata; Actinopteri; Perciformes; Eleginopidae. The transcript is spliced from 5 exons. The record is from RefSeq and is a predicted model, not a curated record. Gene Ontology annotation, biological process: response to bacterium.
UAGCAGAGUGGUGAAAGAUUUGAGCUUCCUUACAUGAACUUUUGACUCCCCCCGCCCCUCUUCACAGUACGUAAAUAUAGUGCCCAUGCAGUGCUACGCUCAUACACACAAUGGAAAACUUCACCUUAAUAGCAGCUGUGCUUCUUUGCAGCCUCAGCUGGAUCUCUGCCUCAGUUACUCCGACUGUGGAGGUCCAUCCUGGUGAAGAAGUCACUCUGCUGUGCCCCAACAUAUCCCAACCUGUAUCUCUGACAGAGUGGUUCAGAGUGAUUAACAGAACCAAGCCAAGCUGUGUCUCCUCUCUCUACGGGGCUGAUGGCAAAGUUUUAUAUUGUGAAGGAACUCAAAAUGGAAAAUUUGAAAUGAGUUCCAACUUGACCACUGUCUUUCUUAAAAUCAAGAAAGUGGAUGUAUCUGACUCUGGACUGUACUUCUGUGGAUUUUAUAGAAAAACACAUACAGUCAUUUCCACUGCGAUCCAGCUAAACAUUGGAGAGGAUCCUGAUGGAAUGGCAUACCUGAUGAGUUUAAUUCUGGGAUGCUUGGCUGUUUUCUUCAUGGUGGCCGUCAUGGUUUUGGCUGUUAAAAUAAGUAAACUCCAGAAAGCUGCAAAGGAAGAACUGCAUGCUGAAAGAAACAAGUUACAGAAUGUGGGCUCUGAUGACCUGAACCGUACAGAGUGGAGGUUCCUUCCAAAGACAAUAAGAAGCAGGAGGUCUGCAGCGGAGAAUGACCUGGAGACUCAUGUUGUUUAUGCUGCCACCAAAUAGACUCAUAAAGUCCCUGUAACUGUCUGCAAACUGAUGCUUUAUCAUAUACAUUUUACUCACUUUCACAUUCUUUUUAAAUAAACUUACAAUAGUCUAA